UCUUCCACUCUCCUCUUCCUCAUCUCUCUCUCAUUUCAACUUCAAUGGCAACUCUCCCCCUCACUCUCUCUCUCUUCACUCUCCCCAAACCCCGACUUUCUCUCUCCUCCUCCCCCUCCUCCUCCAUGUCCUCUUCCUCCGCCUUUUUCCGGCCUCAACUCCGGCGUCGAUCGAAGGACUCAGCAACUGUUUCUUUUGCUUACACGGCGGGGCCACCGACCGAUCCGAUUGUGACAGAGAAUGAUCCGAAGGUCGAUGUCUCGAGCUCUCGCGGGGAAAGCGUAGAAUCGCCGCGUAAUGCGAUUAGUUGGGGUCUGUUGUCGAGCCUGUUGUCUCAGCAUAAGUUGAGAAUCGCUGUUUCGAUUUUCACUCUCGUUGGAUGCACUACUUGCACUCUCUCAAUGCCCUUGUAUUCAGGGAAAUUUUUUGAGGUACUAAUUGGCAAAACACCUGAACCUCUGUGGAAUGUGCUUAGCAAGGUUGCAGUUCUGUAUGCAUUGGAGCCAAUUUUCACUGUUAUUUUUGUUAUAAACUUGAACACGGUAUGGGAGAAGGUUAUGUCAAACGUAAGAGCUCAGAUAUUUCAAAGGGUAUUGAUUCAAAAGGUGGAGUUUUUUGAUCAAUACAAGGUUGGUGAACUCACUGCAUUAAUAACAUCUGAUUUGGGUUCUCUUAAAGACAUUGUGAGUGAAAACAUAUCAAGGGAUCGUGGAUUCAGGGCACUUUCUGAGGUGGUUGGAACAAUAUGCAUCCUGUUCACUCUAUCCCCCGAACUUGCACCACUUCUGGGGUUACUUAUGCUUAUGGUGUCUGUUUUAGUUGCUAUAUACAAGCGGUCGACUGUGCCUAUUUUUAAAGCUCACGGCAUGGCCCAAGCAUUGAUAGCUGAUUGUGUAAACGAAACUUUUUCUGCUAUUCGUACUGUAAGAUCCUUUGGUGGAGAAAAAUGUCAAAUGUCAAUGUUUGGUAACCAGGUCCUUGCUUAUCAGACUAGUGGCAUAAAGCUUGGGACUUUCAAAUCCAUAAAUGAAUCUCUCACUAGAGUUGCAGUUUAUAUUUCUUUGUUGGCCUUGUUUUGUCUUGGAGGCAGCAAAGUAAAGGCGGGCGAACUAUCUGCAGGAAUUGUGGUUUCUUUUAUUGGAUAUACAUUCACAUUAACUUUUGCCGUUCAAGGGCUGGUUAACACAUUUGGAGAUCUUCGUGGAGCUUUUGCUGCUGCAGAGAGGAUUAACUCUGUUUUAGCUGGGGCUGAAAUUGACGAAGCCCUGGCCUAUGGUUUGGAAAAAGACAUCAAGCGUCAAGAAGUACAUGAUAAGAAUUUUGGAUUGUUCUUUGUCAGUGAUUCUGAUAGGAAUAAUCAAUCUCUUAAUAUGCAUUACAUGUCAUCUUUGAAAUCAACUAGCAGCCUGGGUACCCUAGCCUGGUCUGGUGAUCUGUGUCUUGAAGAUGUGCACUUCUCUUAUCCUUUGAGGCCUGAUGUGGAAAUCCUGAACGGUCUUAAUCUAAUGCUAAAAUGUGGAACUGUAACUGCUCUAGUGGGCCCAAGUGGUGCAGGGAAAAGUACUAUAGUACAGCUAUUGGCACGUUUCUAUGAGCCAACCAAAGGUUACAUUACAGUUGGAGGAGAGGAUGUGCGGACAUUUGAUAAGAGUGAAUGGGCACGGGUCGUCUCAAUAGUGAAUCAAGAACCUGUUCUCUUCUCAGUGUCUGUCGGAGAAAAUAUUGCAUAUGGGCUCCCUGAUGAUUAUGUAUCCAAGGAUGAUGUGAUAAAGGCAGCAAAAGCUGCAAAUGCUCAUGGUUUCAUAAUUUCGCUCCCACAGGGUUAUGACACACUUGUUGGUGAGCGGGGAGGUUUGCUAAGUGGAGGACAGAGACAGAGAGUUGCUAUUGCAAGGGCUCUUCUAAAAAAUGCACCAAUCCUGAUACUUGAUGAGGCCACGAGUGCUUUGGAUGCAGUUAGUGAGCGCCUGGUCCAGGAAGCUCUAAACCACUUGAUGAAGGGAAGAACAACAUUAGUCAUUGCCCACAGAUUAAGCACAGUUCAGAAUGCAGAUCAAAUUGCUCUUUGUUCUGAUGGAAAGAUCACAGAGCUAGGGACCCACUUAGAGUUAUUGAGCAGAAAGGGUCAAUAUGCCUCUCUGGUUGCUACUCAAAGGCUUGCAUUUGAAUAAUAUUGCUAUUACCACUUUCUGUAAACAAAUGCCAAGAGAUCCAAAUUUUGUCAAGCUUGAAAGCAAAUCAGUGCUAGAGAUCACAAAAGGAGGCUAGAUGAGAUCGUGAGUUGAAAACAAACACAAUAGCUUCCAUUAACUCUUUAUUGACUGUUAUGUAUACCGCUGUUACCACACUUAUUCGAGUGCAGACACCCUAGGCUACAUCAUGUUGUAAAGUAAUACAACAGUGAAAAGUGGACAAAUUAACAAAGGCUAUCAACAAGAAUUGUCGUUAUACUGAUUGUUGUCCAAUUAUUUGAAUUUAUUAAUUUGGUAUUGUAUAAGAUCAAAAAUAAAAUAUUAUUUUCACAUAAUAAAUAGACGACAGGUGAAAUUGCUGCUGCAGAAAUGGAAUAUAGUGUCUCAGCAUAUGAAAUUUACAUUGUUGUAAAAUUUUAUCUUGGGGAUGAGGAUGGGAUGGAAAGGGAAGGACUCAUCUUUUGGGUAGAAAGAAAAUCUUAAAACUACUGUUGUGAGAGUGUUCUUUAUUAAUGGCUUUGGAAAUAUUUUUUCU
Messenger RNA from Camellia sinensis, 2727 nucleotides. RefSeq names its product ABC transporter B family member 28. Gene Ontology annotation, biological process: oligopeptide export from mitochondrion. The record is from RefSeq and is a predicted model, not a curated record. NCBI's taxonomy places the organism in Eukaryota, Viridiplantae, Streptophyta, Magnoliopsida, Ericales, Theaceae. Gene Ontology annotation, molecular function: ABC-type oligopeptide transporter activity; ATP hydrolysis activity; ATP binding. Gene Ontology annotation, cellular component: mitochondrial inner membrane.